GGUAUACAUCUACUGCUGCUAUGCCUCAGUGAGCAACUGUUAACACCAUGGUCAACACUAAUGCCUGUAUUUGUAUGAAUUGUAUGUACACUUUUUUUCUAUGGAAAAUAUGUUCUAUGGAGUAAAAAAAAAUUUGUACCACAUAUCUAGAAAGAAUGGAAAAGGACAAAGGAAGAUCUUGAUAUCAUUGCAGGGGUUUCUUACUUAGUUUUCACCACCAACCAGGUUAAGUUCAGAGUAGAUUUGCAGAAAUCGGAGUCGGCAUCUGCCAGCUUGUGCAACAGCUUUAACUCCCUCCCAGUGAUCACGGAACCACGGAGUCAGCCCACUGUUGCUCGUACGUCGUGUGGAGGCGGACGAGGAAGCGGGUCGGACAGCCAUGCGCAUUUCCCCUCGCUUCAGGCCCAGGGUUGUGAAUCUUUGGAACUCUGUUUGAAGGCCGAUGGAAGCAAAAUAAUCUUUGAGGCAGAUCCUUGAUAAGCAAGGGAGGAAAGGUUACUACGAGGGGUUGAGUGGUUUACCCCUGCUCCUAAUUCAUAUCAAAAAUGGUCUUGAAAGAAAUCCCAACAGAAUCUUUGGCCCGUCCUUUGUCACGGAAUGAAAUAGUUGGUUUAAUCUUCCGCCUGACAAUAUUUGGUGCAGUAACGUACUAUACUAUCAAAUGGAUGGUAGAUGCCAUUGAUCCUACAAGAAAACAAAAAGUGGAAGCUCAGAAACAGGCAGAAAGACUAAUGAAGCAGAUUGGUGUAAAAAAUGUCAAGCUUUCAGAAUAUGAGAUGAGUAUUGCAGCCCACCUUGUGGACCCUCUGAGUAUGCAGGUUACAUGGGAUGAUGUUGCUGGCUUGGAUGAUGUGAUUGCAGAGCUCAAAGACACUGUGAUAUUACCAAUUCAAAAAAGGCAUUUAUUUGAAGGUUCCAGGCUGUUGCAGCCUCCAAAAGGUGUACUUCUGUAUGGGCCUCCAGGUUGUGGAAAAACUCUCAUUGCUAAGGCUACUGCUAAAGAAGCUGGAUGUCGAUUCAUUAACUUACAGCCAUCCACCUUGACUGAUAAAUGGUACGGAGAAUCCCAAAAACUGGCUGCAGCUGUAUUUUCAUUGGCUGUAAAACUGCAACCUUCGAUCAUCUUUAUUGAUGAAAUUGAUUCUUUUCUGCGCAAUCGGUCCAGCUCUGAUCAUGAAGCCACAGCAAUGAUGAAAGCUCAGUUCAUGAGCCUCUGGGAUGGUCUUGAUACAGACUUCAACUGCCAGGUAAUCGUGAUGGGUGCCACUAAUAGACCACAAGAUCUGGACUCUGCCAUUUUGCGAAGGAUGCCAACAAGAUUUCAUAUAAAUCAGCCUAAUAUCAAGCAACGGGAAUUAAUCCUGGCUUUAAUUCUACUAAAUGAAAAGGUGGACAAUUAUGUGAACUUGAGUGAAAUUGCUAAAGAAACUCAUGGCUUUUCAGGGAGUGACCUAAAAGAACUCUGUAGAGAUGCUGCCAUGUUCUGUGUCCGGGAUUAUGUAAAUGGUUCUGAAGAGGAGGAAAGUGCUAAGGAGAAGAUUCGACCCAUCAAACAACAGGAUCUUCAAAAGGCAAUUGAAAAGAUGCGAAAGUCUAAAGAAGCUACUGUUUCAAAUGGCUUGAUGCACCUCAGCGUAGACUGACGAUAACCUCAUGCACAGUUUGAAGGUCAAGUUGAGUUGUACCUUUGCUUAGUGACUUUGCUAAAUGAUGGCUCUUCCCUUGCUCACUGCAAGAGCUGCACUUGAAGAAAGAAGAGGGAUUUUUUUCCCCAAAAAAUUCCAUUUCUGUGAAUGUAACACCACCUAUCAAAUAUGUAAACCGAACCCAGCAAUUCCUCUGGUUCAUAUUCACAGAAAACUUUAUACCAAACUUUUUGUGUAAUUAUUCACUGGAUUAUACUGAUAGAUAUAAUAGGAUUUUCUGUAGUUGGUUCAACUUGUGAAUGCAUUAGUAUCAUUGUUCAAGAUGUAAAAUGGAAAGCGUACUGCUUGAAUGGUCCAAAUGCCGGAGAAAAUUUCAGUGCAUAUUUAAGGCACAGUGAGAGUACUAACUGGAUCACACUGCAACCCGCAUCAAUUAAUGAUGAAUUAGAUUAAUUAUAGGUUCCUGGAAAUGGAUCGAAAUAAUGUGAAGAAGCUAUUCAAAGCAGUUUCUGACUUUUGGUUGAACCAUAGUCAUGUUUGUUUAAUUUAAUUACAGACUAAGCAGGUUAUGCUUUUUAAAUGUAUUUUUUAUUUUAUGGUUCAAGGUAAAUAAAUGUCUAAAGCCU
Pristis pectinata (smalltooth sawfish) is the source of this 2272-nucleotide messenger RNA. It is a transcript of the gene atad1b, whose product is annotated as ATPase family AAA domain containing 1b. Gene Ontology annotation, cellular component: mitochondrial outer membrane. NCBI's taxonomy places the organism in Eukaryota, Metazoa, Chordata, Chondrichthyes, Rhinopristiformes, Pristidae. The record is from RefSeq and is a predicted model, not a curated record. The coding region runs from base 546 to 1643 and encodes 365 amino acids. The transcript has 11 exons. Gene Ontology annotation, molecular function: ATP binding; ATP hydrolysis activity.